Lachancea nothofagi CBS 11611 is the source of this 2973-nucleotide messenger RNA. The record is from the annotation of a GenBank genome assembly. NCBI's taxonomy places the organism in Eukaryota, Fungi, Ascomycota, Saccharomycetes, Saccharomycetales, Saccharomycetaceae.
AUGAACCAGACGAUGCGUGUUAAAAGUCAGAUACCAUUCGAAGCCUCAUUUCCUUGCCUAAAUCCAGAUGCGACUCCCGUGAUAGUCCCUUUGCCGGGUGUCUCAUACCGUUUCACCAUACCUAAGCAACAAGGUCUCAAGAUACUGACCGGUUUGAACAAUGGCAACAAACUGCAACUCAAAAUUGACUGGAAAGACAACCUACCAGCCAUGACUGGUCAGCUUAAAGGCGAAUCAAGAAGAUUGGAGCUAUCUCAUUCCUUCUCUCGAUUCGUAGAUGAGUUCUCUCUAGAUAGUAAAGGACUUGAAUUAUAUGCUUGUUUACUACCUUCCCUUGACACAGAUUGCUCCAGAGGUUGUAUCGCGGUGCUGGAAAGAUUCUCGCUUGAAAGUGAUCUCGUCGUGUUCGUUUUCAAAGGAUUAAAGAGGGCCAUAAUUAAAAGCCCGGAACUGAACUUGAAGAAUCAACUGUGGGUGAGUAGAGUGGUUGUUCCCAAGGACGACGUUGAGUUAUCGUACGCUUGGAGCCAGAGUGCCCGCGAAGUAGCUGCAGAACAGAUACAAAAAGGCUUUGCGGAGCUGACGGCAACUCUUGAUGAAUUCCGGUCCCGCUACAAGCGAUCUCUUCAACGCAAGGAUGGAGAAUUUGGUAGCCUUCUAUUAAUGUCUCCGCUUGCUAAUUUGCUAUUUAUUCAAUUAAGCAGGGCGCAGUUCACAAACUCGUGGGAAGCCCUCAACAAGUCUUACAACAAACUCAACACACGCAAAAUAGAGGGGCAGAAGUUUUUGAAUCUCUUCACGUUACUGGAUACGACGGUGUCUGUCUUGCCUACGACAGAGUCUCAGAGAUUGAGAUUUUUGUCGUUAGACGAUCCAUCUGAGAGGUUGAAGGAUUUCAUUAAAUUAAAGGAAAAACUCAUUUUGUUACUAUCGGACCUUUACAACUCUGCUAGAAUAGCAGGAAGCCAACUCAAUGGGUUAACGCCUCAAGAAAAAGCCAAUUUUUUAGCUCUCCAUCUUAAUGCUUUGCGUGAUUUCCUAGGCCUCGUCCGUCAAAGUCGAGAGGGGACAAUGGUGUCACAUCGUAAAGACGGUGAGAAAGUCAUAAUGAAAUCAAAGAGCGUCGAGGUGAAUGAUGACGAAGAUGAUUUUAAAGCAAUUGAAAAGUUCUUGGAAGGAUUAAACGAGAAUGAUAUUCACUCAGAUGGACUAAACUUGUUGCGCAAAGAUUUGAAAAGGAUGAAAAAGAUGCAACCACAAAGUGCGGAGUAUCAGGUACUCAAAAAUUACUUUGACGUAAUACUGGAGAUUCCUUUUAAGGUACGCAAUAAACAAGUGACGAACAUAGAUCUCAACAGAUCCAAAGAAAAGUUGGACUCUGAUCAUUUCGGAUUAAAAACUGUUAAAAAGAGACUGAUGGAAUAUCUUGCUGUGCUCAAACUAGGUGAAGCAUUCGAAAAGUCUGCCUCACAGUCAAGGGCACCAAUUUUGCUACUUGUGGGGCCACCUGGAGUGGGUAAAACGUCUGUUGCGAAGUCUGUUGCUGAAGUUUUGGGGCGAAAGUUUCAUAGAAUAUCACUUGCUGGGAUCUACAGUGAAGCAGAAAUAAGAGGACACCGGAGGACUUAUGUUGGUUCAAUGUCUGGGCUAAUCAUAAAUGCAUUGCGCAAGAGCGGCUCAAUGAAACCAUUAGUUUUGCUGGACGAAAUUGAUAAAGUCUUGAGUUUGACCGGGGGAGGCCGUGGAGCUAGCAUAAACGGCGAUCCUGGAGCAGCACUUCUAGAAGUUUUAGAUCCGGAACAGAAUUGUUCUUUCACAGAUCAUUACGUUGGGUUUCCUGUGGACUUGUCCCAUGUAUUAUUUUUCUGUACCGCGAACGACGUUGCGGGUAUUUCAGCUCCUUUGCUGAAUAGAAUGGAGGUCACUGAAAUUCCCGGAUACACAAUGGAGGAGAAGAUUGAGAUAGGGACCAAGUUUUUGCUUCCUAAGCAGAUAAGGUUGAAUGGCUUGGAUAAAAUAGAGGAGGCAAUUAUUCUUUCAAAAGAUGCUUGGAGUGAAAUUGUUUCCGGAUAUACAAGAGAACCCGGUGUUCGCGGCCUAGAGAGAAAAUUAGCAGGAAUCGUGCGGGGAAAAGUCGUCGAGUUUGUGCAGGGCACGCUUAAUAGCCGGUGUGAAACCGUAACGGCUAAGGAACUUGUGAAAUAUCUUGGGUUCCCCUUGCAUCCAAUUUCCAGAGACUUGAUUAAGCAAGUCAAAUUUGCUGACGAAAGCGGCGUUGUUAAUGGUCUUGCUUAUAACUCUGACGGUACGGGUGGAGUAUUGAUAUUCGAAGUGAUCAAAACAGGGAAGUUGGAGGGACGUGAAAAUGGACCCCGAAUUCGCACUACUGGCAAUUUGGGUAAGCUUUUGAACGAAUCAAUUGAAAUUGCUGUCGCGUUAGUUAAAUCCUUGCGGGAACGAAGAAUUAUUACUGGAUUAUCCAACGAUCUUUUCGAAGAUUUCGUGCGUUCAGACCUGCAUUUGCAUGUACCAAUGGGUGCUGUAUCGAAAGACGGCCCCAGUGCAGGUGUUGCAAUCACACUUGCGUUGUUAUCCACAGUGUUCAAGAUUCCAGUACCCGCCAAUUUAUGCAUGACUGGAGAGAUAACAUCGCGCGGGAAAGUGCUCCCCAUAGGAGGGGUUAAAGAAAAGCUGCUAGGAGCCCGGUUGUUCGGUAUGGAGAAGGUCUUGGUGCCCUUAUCUAACAGGCCUGAUGUCAUAGAAUCAGUCAUGGAACCCGAACAAUUUGAAAGUUGCCUAGCUGCUGCAGGUAAGCCAGAACUUCUUACGCUCAAAGAAGAAUGGCAUCUUGAAUUGUAUUACAUUGACGAUCUUUUUGACGCCAUUGUUUAUUGCUGGCCACACAGUUUCCAAUCUACUGGCUCAAGGUUGUUAUUGGCACCUCUGAGCAGCACUCUGCGAGCAGCGCUUUAG